AACUAUACUGGGGGUGGCAUGGACAGCUAUGGCGAUGCUAAUUAAGCAGAAUCAUGUGUGAGGAGUGUUCAGGGCAGCUGAUGCUGGGUUUUCCAUCCUCAGAAGCGCUCCUUGUGGACUUAGAGACCCAAGAGGAGACGCAGGCUCGGAAUCUGGGCAGACCUGUCAAAUCCUCGUGAGUGGUCCCUGGCCCCAUGAUUUCUGACCUCAGCAAUUCUGUGUGUGAUGGCAGUGACCCCUGACCUUGGAAGGUCCCUGUCCCCUGGCUAUCUUCUCAGGAAGCAGUACCUACGCCAGGUCAUUGCAGAAUAUGAGGCGCUGGACCGGGAGCUCCCAUGCAUCCGCAAGUUCCCCAUGCUGCCUGCUGCCCAGCCCCUCUGUCUGUGCAUGGAGACCUUGCCGGAAGUGGACCUUACCCACCUGGAGGUGCUGGAGGCCCUGGAGGCCGAGUUACCCGGGGCCAUGGAGAGCGGGCACGUGAGCAGUAUCCGCUUUGAGAACAUGAACGUCAUCUGUGGGACGGCUGGGCGCCGGGACCGGUGGCUCAUCACUGUCACAGAUUUCCAGACUCGCUCGCGCCUGCUGCGCUCGGGGCUCUGCCUCCGCGGGCUUCCGCACCCUCUCGUGCGCCACGACGAACUGCUGCUGGGCGAUUACCGCCUGCACCUGCGCCGCUCCGUGGUCCGACGGCGCAUGCUCGAGGCUCUGGGGGCGGAGCCGACCGAGGAAGCCUGACGCUAGGGGGCGGGCCCUGGCUGCGCCUGCGCACCGCCCAAUUGGCUCGAGGGACCCACCCGGAACCCGGCAGGAAAGGGGCGUUGCCUCCCCAGGAAGGAGGCGGGGUCGGCUCGAGGGGUGGAUACUGUGAGUUUAAUUAUAAAGAAUGACCUGGUACAAAA
Messenger RNA from Vicugna pacos (alpaca), 899 nucleotides. NCBI's taxonomy places the organism in Eukaryota, Metazoa, Chordata, Mammalia, Artiodactyla, Camelidae. The record is from RefSeq and is a predicted model, not a curated record.